CUAACAUCCUUGCCGCCCUCCUAGUUUCGACUUAGAUAAGCCGACCGUAUGUAUACACGGUCAAAUAACAGUAUAUACACUGUUUCUUAUGUAAUACGAAACAGCACCCCGCUACGGAAUACGUACCUAGAGACGGAGGCGAUGUUCGAAUUCGACUUCUUCCUCUUUCUCAGUAGGCACGAAACGACAGGUAUAUUUGAAGACGUGGUCGAAGAGGCUGCCCUGCGCUAUCUAUAACGUCUUGAGAAUCGAAUUCUGACGAUCUUGCUGCACAAGUUGCCAGAGACCCUGGGAGCUCUAUUCCCGUGCUCGGUCGCGACUAUGGCAACGGCAGCAGAGCGCUACGACGCGCUUCUCCGAUGGGUAGAGGAAGGCGGCGGGAACCUCAACUCUGCAGUUGAGAUCUACCAUGAUGAAGUUACCAAGGGGUCUUUCCGCGUGAGAGAUUCAUGCGCCAUCGGCGUCGACGACACCGUGGUGACCCUCCCGCUAUCCAAGACGCUCUCCUACCUCAACGCUAUCGACGACAGUCCCAACUUUGCUGCAUCGUCGCCGCCUCCUCAAAGUGCGCUAGAUCGUGGCAGCAGCGCAUGCUUCCCGGCGGAGUUUCUAAAGGACGCGCCACCUCACGUAGUGGGACGGUUCUUUCUCAUCCAGCAGUACCUCCUUGGCUCCGAAUCGAGGUGGUGGCCUUACAUCCGGACUCUACCCCAGCCUGAGCACCUAAGCAGUAGUCUCCCAGCGUUGUGGCCGGCAGAGGACGUCGAAUUUCUCCAGGGAACCAACGCCUUUGUAGCGGUCGAGGAUAUAAAAUCGACAUUGAAGAGAGAAUAUAAAGAGGCCUUGAAGCUGCUGCCGGAGAGUUACCGUCUAGAGUACACGCGGCUUCUGUACCACUGGGCGUACAGCAUAUUCACCAGCCGGAGUUUUCGCCCCUCGCUCAUUCUACCAUCUGGAAUGGCGCCGAGUGUCCCUUGCGACUUGGACGACUUCUCGAUCCUGCUUCCCCUAUACGAUAUCGGGAACCACUCUCCAUUGGCGAAAAUUGCCUGGGCCACCGAUGAGAAAACCCAACUGUGCAUGCUCAGGUCGAGGCAGACAUAUUCCGCUGGGCAGCAAGUAUUCAAUAAUUACGGGAUGAAAACCAAUGCCGAGCUGCUUCUAGGCUAUGGCUUCACCCUCCCAGAGGACGAGACUCUCCACAACGACUAUGUCCACAUCAGGACAAAAGCCGAUCUGGAGGCCGGUGACUUGACCUCUACGCAUCUUGUGUCGCUAAGGCCGUUCGUUCAUCCGAGUUCCUUCGUCGGGCGGUCGAAACUCUUGAGCGCAGAUUCGAUGAGUUGCCUCCCUUGCUUUUCCCACAUUCAAGACUCCCUCAUUUCCGUCCUCUACGAAGCCAUUACUAGAGCAAGCGAAGAAACGGGCCCUGUCAGCCUAGCCCACAUCAUGCGCGGCGAUAUCCCAGAAGAAGUACUAACCAGGAUUGUCGAUUCGUUGGGCUCGAAGCUGAGCAUCGACCUAAACGAGAUAGAGGUCAACGACCCGGAAUACGAGGCCGUUAACCGCAACCAGCAGCUUGCCGUGCAAUACCGCGAGCAAUGUCAGAAGGUCUUGCGUAAUGCGCUUCGUAGUCUCAUGGCUGCUGACGAUUGAGGCGACUACAUAGUUGCGGGUAUACAAGAUCGGCGCGGGAUCAAGCGUGUGGGCAAGGUCCGAAUCAACGAAUUAAUUCAUUAUACGUCCAAAAAGAAAUCCAAACUAGGGGUAUCAAAAUUUAGUCUACCGCCGACGCCUAAUAUUGAGGCCCAACUCCCUUUCCAUCGGAUCCGAAAGAAGAAGAAAAACGUCUUCGGUAAUCGU
Durotheca rogersii is the source of this 1863-nucleotide messenger RNA. Its product is annotated as SET domain-containing protein. The transcript has a single exon. Gene Ontology annotation, biological process: peptidyl-lysine monomethylation. The record is from RefSeq and is a predicted model, not a curated record. The coding region runs from base 322 to 1656 and encodes 444 amino acids. Lineage: Eukaryota; Fungi; Ascomycota; Sordariomycetes; Xylariales; Xylariaceae. Gene Ontology annotation, molecular function: protein-lysine N-methyltransferase activity. Gene Ontology annotation, cellular component: nucleus.